Molecule: messenger RNA, 1670 nt
Organism: Pocillopora verrucosa
Lineage: Eukaryota; Metazoa; Cnidaria; Anthozoa; Scleractinia; Pocilloporidae
Product: melanocortin receptor 5-like
Biological process (GO): G protein-coupled receptor signaling pathway
Cellular component (GO): plasma membrane
Molecular function (GO): G protein-coupled receptor activity
Source: RefSeq, a predicted model, not a curated record
CGUCCGUCCUACUUGGCUGGAAAAGUUCUCAGUUUAAAUUAAACUUCGGCGAGAUUGGAAAGCUGGUCAUCUCGAGUUUCAUAAACUACAAAAAGCAUCAGUAACAGACUGAUCUGACUACUGAGCCCUUUGACAAGAAAACAAGACCAACAUGUCGGCAAACGAACCGUAUUUUUUGAACGUAACCGUGGAGAGUCCUGCAAGUCCCACAAGUCAAUUCACUUCCCUUGAAGAACGAAAUACUCUUGAACUAACACAAGCUGUGAUUCUGUGCACCGUGUUGGGCGUCGCCAGUGUUCUUGGAACACUUGGGAACUUAUUAGUCUUAACUUCCAUCAUCAAGUUUGAUUAUUUGAGAGAAAUUCCUGACUUUUUUAUUUUUAGCUUGUCGUUGUCUGACUUUCUUGUCACAGCAAUCUUUCAGCCCUUGCAAGCUUACAAAGUCACACAUUUGAUUCAAGUCUCCGGGAUUGUAGCAUUUUCGGAAAUAACGAGUCUUCUCGGGCAUAUCUCACUGAUUGCAUCCAUUUCAAACAUGUUUGGAGUAACUGUGGAACGCCUGAUUUCCAUUCGCUUCCCUUUGAAGUAUGAUUUCCUAGUGACUAAAUUUCGAGCCAAAGUCACCAUAAUCUGCAUCUGGAUUUUUUCGUUAUCCUAUGGAACAGUCUGGACACAGGACCUUGCUCCAAAAGAAUACAUGGCCAUUUAUUUCGUCCUGGUCCUCGUUGGAACAGCAUCGAUCUAUUUUUACAUAUUUCUCAUCGCCAGACGACUCGAAGGCAGAAUGGUUCAGACACAAAGAGAAUCAACAGACGCUGGAAUUCCUAACAGACGCCGAGAGAGAAAAGCUGCAAAAACCAUUGCAACCAUUUUAGGGGUUGCAGCUCUAUGCUGGCUUCCUCUUUUGAUCGUUCCAAACGUUCUCCCCGAGAAUUUGGAUCAUGCAACAUUCAUGAAAAUUUUCUUUCCUCUUCAGACUUUGUCGGUUUGUAAUUCCUCGAUCAAUCCUUACAUUUAUUGUGUGAGAAGCUCCAGGUAUUCCGUAGCGUUUACCAAGCUGCUUGGGUUACAAAAAAUUUUUAACUACAAAGUACAAGCUAAGGACACCAAAGGUUUGUCCGUUUGUCGUACUCAAGGCGAUGUUCCAAAACCAGAUACUCAGGCCCCUCAGAAAGACAUCAAAGAUGUCGCUUUGUAAUGAAACAAAGCAGAGAGAAACCAAAAGUUUUACGAAUUUUAAAUAAUUUCGGCCUCUACCUGUGAUUCGAUGGACUUUUCGCAACUCUGGGAGUAAUUGCAUACAUAUCAAAUUGAAAGCACUUUACCACAAGAUUAUCAAGUUCAGUCGAAUCAGAAGACACGACAGAUCGCAGGAAGGCAGGAGGGCAAACUUUGAAUUUUCUUUAUAACCAUACAGCUGUGCAUUAGUAGCAUGAUUUUCACCAAACGCAGGUAGCGUCCGGUUGUUCACAAGAGUGCAGAAAAACAAAAGGCCAACAGAACUAAUGCAACUGGGAAGCGAAGACAGGCCAUGAAGUCAAGGGUAAGCAAGCCACUGUCUGCUGACACCAUCCUUUGCCCUCACUGCCGUCUUUUCUUCAGGGCUAGGAUUGGAAUGCGCUCGUACGUUAGAAGAUCUCCUUGACCUCUAGAUGACUAUAUCGUCUUCG